AUGCCUGGGCACUUGCGCGUUGCCUGCGUGCAAAUGAAUCCGCUUCACAAUCAAGUGGAAAGGAACUGCGAGCAUGCGUUGAACAUGUUGAAGAAGAAGGAGCAUCAGUUAAAGGGUGUGCAUUUGCUUGUGCUUCCGGAGAUGAUCAUGACUGGUUACCAUUGGCGAGAUGCAGACCACAUCCAGCCUGUCCUUGAGGCCGCCCAAGGCCAGACACACAAAUGGUGCAAGUCCGUGGCCAAAAUGCUGAGCUGUGUGGUUUGCUGCGGAGUGCCUCGCCGAAAAGGGCGGAAGCGAUUGAACUCCAUGAUUGUCACAAGCCCCCGUGGCAAAGUCGUUGAGGCCGUCGACAAGGUCCACCUCUACGAGUCGGACAAGACCUGGGCUGAGCCUGGAGAUGGCUUCAAGAGCGUGGAAACCGUGGAGGGCUUGCCUGUGUCCCCGGUGGGCUUCGGAAUCUGCAUGGACAUCAACCCAGCAGACUUCAAGGCACCGGCCGAGAAGUUUGAGUUCGCAAACUUCCACCUGCAGCACAACUCCAAGCUCUUAGUCUUCACGUCGGCCUGGUGCAAGAACCACCCGGAUGACAAACCCGAGGCUUUUGCGGAGAAGUCCGACGCAGAGCUUUCGCAAGAGACCAUCGAUGCCUGGCUCAACCGCCUGAGACCCCUCCACGGCAAGCGCGUGAUCUUCGUCUGUGCCAACCGGGUGGGUAAAGAGGAGCUCCGGCUUCUAGGCCGGGACACCGACCUCUGCAACCAGUUCUGCGGGACAAGUUGUGUAAUCUCCCUCGAGGACCAGACUGUUGUGAAGCACCUCUCUGCCAGUGAAGAAGGUAUACUAAUAGCGGACAUACCUGUUCCCUGCGGCUAA
Molecule: messenger RNA, 873 nt
Organism: Symbiodinium necroappetens
Lineage: Eukaryota; Dinophyceae; Suessiales; Symbiodiniaceae
Source: the annotation of a GenBank genome assembly